This is a messenger RNA of Aedes albopictus (Asian tiger mosquito), 4233 nucleotides long. RefSeq lists its product as uncharacterized. The transcript has a single exon. The record is from RefSeq and is a predicted model, not a curated record. The coding region runs from base 1 to 4233 and encodes 1410 amino acids. Gene Ontology annotation, molecular function: nucleic acid binding. NCBI's taxonomy places the organism in Eukaryota, Metazoa, Arthropoda, Insecta, Diptera, Culicidae. Gene Ontology annotation, biological process: DNA integration.
AUGCCCCCAGUUCAAGGCUUUAGAUCUCGACGGAAGGUGGAAAGCGAUUCGAUCGAAAGGACUUUGCAGAACCUGCUUGAUUCCACAUCGGAAAUGGCCGUGCCGUUCGGGCAAGGAGUGUGGAGUGGAUGGCUACACUCGCGUCUGGAGUCAACGGGUGAUGCGAAGACUAGCGAAAACGUCGCUCGACAAAAUUACCAUUCAGUGAACAAAUUCUCUCUGUUUCGCUAUCUGCCCGUAACACUCGAAGGGAACGGAAAGAAAGUGAAUACGUUUGCCUUUCUGGAUGACGGAAGUGAGUCUACGUUAAUGGAGUCUGGACUUGCAGCGGAACUGGACGUCAGCGGCCCCGAAGAACCUUUCUGGUUAGGCUGGACUGGGAAUAUAUCUCGAGAAGAGAAAGGUUCCCAGCGAAUCUCAGUAGCGAUUUCGGGAACAGGACUGAAAAGCCUAUUCCGACUAAACAACGUACGCACGGUGCAGUCUUUAAAGCUACAAAGUCAAUCACUCCCAUACCUCGAACUUCAGAAAAUGUAUCCACACCUGAGAGGACUCCCGUUGCGCAGCUACACAGACGCGGUACCGAGGAUCAUCAUCGGCAUCGAGCAUGCGCAGAUGCUUACGACUUUGAAAGUGCGAGAAGGCGGUGCAAACGAUCCAAUUGCAGCGAAGACGCGGCUAGGCUGGUGCGUUUACGGAAAACAGGUCGACGGUGGAUGUACAGUUUCCAGGCUUAAUUCCCAUUCCGACGAGAUCGGGAACCGAGAGUUACACGAGCAGAUGAAGCAGUAUUUCAACAUCGAGCAAGCAGCGGUGGCUACUCCACUAGAGUCAGAGGAGGACAAAAGAGCUCGCAGAAUACUGGAGAAAACAACUAGAAGGGUCAAUGGCGGGUUCGAGACCGGACUCCUGUGGAAGUAUGACCAUCCAUUGUUCCCAAACAGCUAUCCACUUGCGGUGCGCAGGAUGCAGUCAUUGGAGAAGCGGCUGGCCAAAGAACCAGGUCUUAAAGAACGAGUGAAUAAUCAGAUAGCAGAGUACGAGUCGAAAGGAUACGCGCACCGAAUAUCACAAGAGGAAAUUGAGACAACAAAUCCGGAUCGUGUAUGGUACCUGCCACUUAGCAUCGUGAGGAAUCCGAAGAAGCCGGAGAAAAUCCGUCUGAUUUGGGACGCUGCAGCUCGAGUCAACGGCGUUUCUUUCAACGACAUGCUCAUCAAAGGACCAGACAUGUUGACGUCAAUGUUCACAGUCCUGCUACGGUUCCGUCAGCGUUCAGUUGCCGUGUGUGGAGACAUAAAAGAAAUGUUCCACCAAGUUCGGAUCAUCCCACAAGAUAAGCAAUCGCAGCGGUUCAUCUAUCGAGAUCAUCCAGAUCAGUCCCCUCAGAUAUUCGUUAUGGAUGUUGCAACGUUCGGUGCGACAUGCUCACCGUGCUCCGCACAGUUCGUCAAGAACACCAACGCCCAGAACUACGCAUCGCAAUUUCCAAGAGCUGCGGAUGCGAUCGUCAAUGCCCAUUAUGUCGAUGACUACCUUGACAGUGUAGACACAAUCGACGAAGCGGUCAAAUUGGUGAAAGAUGUAAAGUUCGUUCAUGCUCAAGGUGGUUUUGACAUCCGGAACUUCUCAUCCAACUCGGCUGAAGUGUUACAACGUCUGGGCGAGACCGAGAACGUGAAGGAGAAAUCAAUCAUUCUUGAUAAAUCUUCGGUUGACGUAUUCACCUUUGAUACCACUCUGAAAGAUGAUCUUACGAAGCUACUGGUAGAAGGAGACACACCCACAAAACGGCAGGUGUUGAGGCUCGUAAUGUCGCUGUUUGACCCUUACGGGUUCAUCGCCCACUUCAUCAUUCACGGCAAGAUCCUCAUGCAGCACAUUUGGAGAUCUGGAACAGACUGGGACGAAAAGAUUGUGGAUGAGCUCCACGAUCUGUGGAAGGACUGGACACGUCUCUUGAUGCAAUUGGGCGAAGUAGAGGUUCCCCGCUGUUUCUUCGGUACGGCAAAUAGUAAACUGCACAGUGGGAUACAGCUUCACGUGUUCGUCGACGCAAGUGAGUUAGCGUAUGCUUGCGUUGCAUAUUUGCGUAUCGUCCAUAAUGGUAAAGUGCGGUGCGUGUUAGUUGCAGCGAAGACGAAGGUGGCGCCGCUUAAACCGCUCUCCAUCCCUCGCUUGGAGCUGCAAGCCGGCCUGAUAGGCAGCCGAUUGCUGAACAACAUCUGUACUGCCUUGGAUCUGCCAAUAGAAAAGCGGUACGUUUGGACAGAUUCCAGAACAUCUCUCGCGUGGAUUCGCUCGGAUAGUCGCCGCUAUCAUCCAUACGUGGGCUUUCGUGUCGGCGAGAUCCUUAAUUUUUCCACCGUCGAUGAGUGGCACUACGUUCCAUCGAAACAGAACGUGGCUGACGACGCCACCAAGUGGGGAGUUGGACUUAGCUUCAGUGCAAGUAGUCGUUGGUACACGGGUCCGGAUUAUCUUUCCUUGCCAGAGAACGAAUGGCCAGAGCAGCCGGUGAAACAAUUGAUGACCGAUGAGGAGCUACGUACUGGACUGCAGCAUCAUCGAGAAAUGUCGCAGCCUCUGAUUGACGUGAGAAGAUUCUCGAAUUGGAACCGCUUGUUACGCACGACGGCGUAUUUGUUGCGCGCAGUGAAGAUGUUCCGAACGCGAGGCCAAUCUGGACCGCUAACCAGCGAGGAGUUGCUGCAGGCUGAAAGCUUGUUGUGGCGACAGGUGCAGUAUGAAACAUUCCACGACGAGUACUGUGUGCUGGAGUUCAACAAAGCGAAUCCUGAGAAAGAGCAGAAGCGAAUCGAGAAGGGCAGUCCAUUGUACGAACAGUCACCGUUUAUGGAUGAUGUGGGCGUGAUAAGGAUGAAUAGCAGGAUUGGUGCUGCUUCCACCGUACCCUUUGGAACGAAAUAUCCGAUAAUUUUGCCGAAAGAUCACUAUCUGACAGCUCUUCUGGUCGACAGUUACCACCGGCGAUACAAACAUCAGAACCGUGAAACUGUUUUCAACGAAAUACGUCAGCAAUUUCGUAUCCCGAAGUUGCGGCCUCUGAUCCAACGGGUAGCCCGGAACUGCCAGAGUUGCAAACUUCAGAAGUCAACACCACGACCACCGAUAAUGGCACCACUUCCGAAGGCCCGGUUGACACCCCACAUCCGGGCGUUCAGCCACACCGGCGUCGACUACUUCGGCCCAAUCCUGGUAAAGCAGGGUCGCAGUUUGGUGAAACGCUGGGUUGCACUCUUUACGUGUCUUACUACACGAGCGGUGCACCUGGAGAUAGUGCACAGCCUUUCAACACAAUCCUGUGUGAUGGCAAUCCGCCGAUUCGUUGCGCGCAGAGGAUCCCCGUCCGACCUUUACUCAGAUAACGGGACCUGCUUUCGCGGAGCUAGCAACCUGUUGACGGAGCAGAUGGAAGCUAUCCACGAACACUGCGCUGUGACCUUCACCAAUGCUAGAACGAGCUGGCACUUCAAUCCCCCAUCUGCACCUCACAUGGGGGGCUGCUGGGAACGGAUGGUGCGUUCGGUGAAGGCAGCUAUGGGGGCCAUCUCAGAGCAUCCUCGUCAUCCAAGUGACGAGAUUCUAGAGACUGUAGUAUUGGAAGCCGAAGCGAUCGUGAACUCACGACCGCUGACCUACGUACCACUCGACAAUGAAGAUCAAGAUGCAUUAACACCAAAUCAUUUUCUUCUGUACGGCUCAAGUGGUGUGGUGCAACCACGGACUUCACCGAUGACGGACGGCGCCACGCUACGGGACAGCUGGAAACUCGCCCAGUAUCUAGCAGAUUUGUUUUGGAAACGCUGGGUUCGUGAGUAUCUACCGACGCUGACUAGACGGACUAAGUGGUUCGAGCCUGCGAAGCCUAUGGGACCCGGAGAUUUGGUCAUUAUCAUCGACGAAAACAAGCGAAAUGGAUGGAUACGAGGACGUAUCGUUGAAGUCACACGAGGCAGGGACGGUCAAGUCCGAAGUGCAGUUGUAAGGACCGCAGAAGGGUGUAUGAAACGACCAGUAGUAAAGUUAGCGUUGCUAGAUGUUUGCGGAAACCAGCAGGGAGGACCCCCGGAACUACACGGGAGGGGGGAUGUUGAGAACCGCCCAUCUUCCAACACUGCCGAAGGUGGUGUAGAUUCCGGUCGCUCCCCGAUAGCUGUCAACGCGACAGCGGUGGAAAACGAAUGUCAGAAGAAAGAGGACAGACAUUGA